AUGUUGUCAUCCUCAACCUCAAGGAUCACUCUCAUAUUUAGGUAUUCUCUUCUCCAAAUCCCUAAUUUUGUUUCCUUCCCUUCCUCUUCAUCCCUUCACUCUCAUUCUACUCGCCAAGUUGAUGAAGCUGUUCAUUCCUUCACUCGCAUGCUCUCUAUGCGUCGCCCUCCAUCCAUCGUCCAAUUCACCAAGAUUUUGGGGUCUCUUGCCAAGACGAAGCAUUUCCACGCCGCCAUUUCCCUUUUUCAGCAAUUGCAAGUCAGGGGAAUCGCUCCCAACUUAAUUACUUUGAGUAUCGUAAUUAAUUGUUGUUGCGGCAUGGGUCGUAUGACGCCUGCUUUCUCUAUAUUGGCCAAGAUUUUCAGAAUGGAUUAUCAACCUAAUACGGUAACAUUGACAACAAUCCUGAAAGGUCUCUAUCUCUGUGGUAGUGUUGAAAAAGCAGUGCGCUUUCAUGACAGAGUGGUGGCUCAUGGAUUUCAGUUUAAUCAAGUCACUUAUGGGACGUUGAUCAAUGGGCUCUGUAAGACCGGACACACAUCAGCUGCUAUUCAAGUGUUGAGAAAGAUCCCACGGUAUGGCAUUGAUCCUAGUGUCUUCAUGUACAGAGCAAUUAUUGAUAGCCUCUGCAAGGAUACACUUGUAAGUCAGGCUUUUCAUUUAUUCUCUGAGAUGCUUGCUAAGGGAAUUUCUCCUAAUGUUAUCACAUACAGUUCUCUCAUUUUUGGAUUGUGUCUUGAGAGUCAAUAUAAGGAAGCCAUCGAUUUGUUAAGUGAUAUGGUGCUUAGAAACAUUACUCCAAAUGUUCCGUACCUAUAG
Arachis duranensis is the source of this 819-nucleotide messenger RNA. RefSeq names its product putative pentatricopeptide repeat-containing protein At1g12700, mitochondrial. The transcript has a single exon. Gene Ontology annotation, molecular function: protein binding. The record is from RefSeq and is a predicted model, not a curated record. The coding region runs from base 1 to 819 and encodes 272 amino acids. Lineage: Eukaryota; Viridiplantae; Streptophyta; Magnoliopsida; Fabales; Fabaceae.